Molecule: messenger RNA, 614 nt
Organism: Haliotis rufescens (red abalone)
Lineage: Eukaryota; Metazoa; Mollusca; Gastropoda; Lepetellida; Haliotidae
Product: cytochrome b-c1 complex subunit 7-like
Exons: 4
Coding region: 90-425 (111 amino acids)
Biological process (GO): mitochondrial electron transport, ubiquinol to cytochrome c
Source: RefSeq, a predicted model, not a curated record
CGAAGUUAAACGGAGGAAGGCGGAAACAUACGAUAUUAUUCGGAAUGUAAGCAAGGUCAGUUCUGAAGGUCGGUCGGUAACAACUAACUAUGGCUGCCAGGCGUGUUGUCGCAGAAGUCCCUGCUUGGAGAAAAUCACUGGCCAAGUGGGCAUAUGGUCUGUCAUACUUCCCACAGCUAGGUCUGAUGCGGGAUGACAUACUUAACGAGACACCAAAUGUUAAAGAAGCCCUUCGUCGCCUCCCUAGGGAUGUGUAUGAUUCCCGCCAGUUUCGCAUCUCCCGUGCACUCAACCUUUCAAACAAGAAAGAUAUUUUGCCCAAGGACGAGUGGCAGAAAUAUGAGGAGGAUGUUCGUUACUUGAAGCCCUAUUUGGAUGAAGUGGUGGCUGAAAUACAAGAAAAGGCAGAAUGGGCUAAAAAGUGAUUUUUGUUUCCCAUAGACAAUUUUUCACAUGAACAUAAACAGUGGAUGAACACAGUGUGUUCACUAUGAAGAACGGAAGAAGAUAGUGUAUAUGUGUGUUAAUAGUUCCUUAUCUGCAAUUGGUCUGAUAUUUUCAUUGAUGAUUGGGCUUAUAGCAGAUCAUGAAAUAAAUAAAACAUGACAAGAGAA